Apus apus (common swift) is the source of this 2257-nucleotide messenger RNA. It is a transcript of the gene PGM3, whose product is annotated as phosphoglucomutase 3. The record is from RefSeq and is a predicted model, not a curated record. NCBI's taxonomy places the organism in Eukaryota, Metazoa, Chordata, Aves, Apodiformes, Apodidae. Gene Ontology annotation, molecular function: phosphoacetylglucosamine mutase activity; magnesium ion binding. The coding region runs from base 58 to 1686 and encodes 542 amino acids. Gene Ontology annotation, biological process: hemopoiesis; carbohydrate metabolic process; UDP-N-acetylglucosamine biosynthetic process. The transcript has 13 exons.
CGCGCUGCCAUUGGCUGAGCGCGGCUGAGGGGCGUGGCCACCCGGCCCGGAAGGGAAAUGGAUUCCGAAGCCCUUAAAAAUUACUCAGCCUUGCACCCUAAGCCCGCUGGACUUACCCUUCAUUAUGGCACUGCUGGAUUCCGGGCCGAGGCUGAGCAGCUGGAUCACGUCAUGUUCCGCAUGGGCUUGCUGGCAGUUCUCAGGUCCAAAGCCAUGGCAUCCACCAUUGGCAUCAUGGUUACAGCAUCUCACAAUCCCGAAGAAGAUAAUGGUGUAAAACUGGUUGAUCCUCUUGGAGAAAUGCUGCACCCUUCCUGGGAAGAGUAUGCCACACAACUAGCAAAUGCAGAGGAGCAAGAAUUACAGACAGUAAUUACUGAGAUCUGCCAAGAAGCAGCAGUAAAGCAGAACAAAGAUGCUUCAGUUUUUAUUGGUAGAGACACCAGGCCAAGCAGUGAGAAACUUUCACAGUCAGUAAUAGAUGGUAUCUCCGUUCUAGGUGGGCAGUACCAUGAUUAUGGUCUGGUGACAACACCACAGCUACAUUACAUGGUCCGCUGUCAAAACACCCAAGGGCAGUACGGGAAAGCAACACUGGAAGGUUAUUACAAAAAACUAUCCAAAGCUUUUACAGAGCUGAUAAAACAGUCUCCCAGCUCUGGAGGGAGUCAGAGGCACCUGAAGAUUGACUGUGCCAAUGGAAUAGGAGCCCUGAAACUAUCAGAAAUGAAGCCCUACUUUCUGAAGGAGGUGCAAAUCCACCUAUAUAAUGAUGGAACUAAGGAGAAACUCAAUCACCUAUGUGGUGCAGAUUUUGUGAAAGUUCACCAGAAACCACCCAGAGGGCUGGACAUGAAGCCCAAUGAGAGAUGCUGCUCAUUUGAUGGCGAUGCAGAUAGAAUUGUGUAUUACUAUAAAGAUGCAACUGGCCAAUUUCACCUAAUCGAUGGAGAUAAAAUAGCAACUUUAAUUAGUAUCUUCCUUAAAGAACUUCUUGCCAAGGUGGGACAGACCUUAAAGAUGGCAGUGGUACAAACAGCGUAUGCCAAUGGGAGUUCAACACGCUUCCUUGAGGAAACACUGAAGGUACCUGUGCAUUGUGUCAAAACUGGAGUGAAACACUUGCAUCACAAGGCCCAGGAGUUUGACAUUGGUGUGUAUUUUGAAGCAAACGGCCAUGGUACAGUAUUGUUUAGUAAAGAUGCUGAAACUACAAUAAGGCAACUGGCAAAAGAGGAGAAAGAUGGUGAAAAAAGAGAAGCAGCAGAGAUGCUUGAAAACAUGAUUGACCUCAUCAAUCAGACAGUUGGUGAUGCUGUCUCAGACAUGUUGGUUAUUGAAGCAAUCUUGGCUUUGAAAGGUCUGACUGUGCAGCAGUGGGACGCCCUCUACACUGACCUUCCAAAUCGGCUGCUCAAAGUUCAGGUUGCAGACAGGCGAGUUAUUGCCACAGUGGAUGCAGAAAGGCGUGCGGUUACACCUCUGGGACUGCAGGAGAAAAUUGAUGGGCUUGUAAAGAAGUACAAAUUGUCACGAGCUUUUGUCCGCCCGUCAGGGACAGAAGAUGUAGUGAGAAUAUAUGCUGAAGCAGACACACAGGAGAACGCAGAUGCCCUUGCCCAUGAAGUGAGCCUGGCUGUUUACCACUUGGCUGGUGGCAGAGGAGCACCACCCCAGCCUAUAUAACUGCAGUUCAUAACUUGACAAUUCUUAUAUUCCUUUCUUUGCAAUCUGUUAGUGUGGACUCCUUCCUGAGAGUAGCCAAGAUUAAUCAGAACUGAGCAGAAUAUUCUUCUGCUUAUUCUUUACCUCUAUAUUAGACACUUACCUCUUAAUGAGAUGUUCUUGCUGCUCAGUAUUUUCCCCACCUCUGAGUUUAACGUCUGAAGAUGAAGUGACUAGAAGGUGAUUCAGUUCUUGACAGUCAGAAGCCUGUCAUCCCCAGAAGGAAUUCCCCCCCCCCCCAGCUUAUUUCUUCAGUUAUUGUCACAUUGUGCCUGAAGUGCAAGUCCCACAUGCUCAACACACCUGCAGUGGCAGCAUUUGUUGCAGCUGCACCCACAGUAGCUGCAGCUCAGCAAUGUGUUGUGGAGCCAUCAUUCCCUGCCUUCCCACAGCAACUUGAGCAUCUGUGGGCAAAGAGUGUUAAGGCAGAGGCUGUCAUGGGUCUUGAGAUUCAAUUCACCUCAAUUCAAAGGGGAAAGGAUAUAAUCAAAGAGCAUUUGCAAAUAAUAACACAUUAUUGCAAUAAUAUCUU